Engraulis encrasicolus (European anchovy) is the source of this 3079-nucleotide messenger RNA. It is a transcript of the gene fbxw8, whose product is annotated as F-box and WD repeat domain containing 8. Gene Ontology annotation, molecular function: protein binding. The transcript is spliced from 11 exons. Lineage: Eukaryota; Metazoa; Chordata; Actinopteri; Clupeiformes; Engraulidae. Bases 89 to 2047 code for a protein of 652 amino acids. The record is from RefSeq and is a predicted model, not a curated record.
GUUUUGGUUUUGGGGCAUGCAGUGCAAAAUGUCUCGGUGCUAAAAUGUAUUUCUGUCAAUAGACGGUGAGUGGCAUAGCUGAACUGUAAUGGAAGAGGACGAGUUAGUGUCCUUCAGGGAACGCUGGAAAAGAGAAUUGCAGAAAAACUCUAAAGGUGAAAGUACUAAACCGCGAGUUGUAAGCACUCAGUCCAGUGCAUCAGAUGGGAAAUCUGCCUAUUUUGACGACAGUUACAAAGACAGUUUUUCAUUGAAACAUGAAGCAAGGAAUUGUUCAGCGUUUUCCAAUAAUUCAAAUAAUUCAAAGCAAGAGGUUACGCAAUCACACAGUAAGGAGAGUGUGCACCACCAACCCCAAUAUGUGUCUAUAGCAGAAGGAUUAUUAGAUGGAAGGACAAGUCCACUCCUGGACAGAAUUCAAGCGGAGAGGACGCGAAAAAGGCAUCAGCGCGACCGCGCAGAGGAACUACCUCAGAAAAAGGUUCAUACGGGGAAGAAAUUGCUGGAACAGUUCAUCCAAGACUUGAACGACAUUAAUGACAUUCCAUUCUUUGAUGUGGAACUGCCCUAUGAGUUGGCACUGAAGAUUUUCCAGUUCCUUGACCGACGCGACUUGGGCAGUUGCGCGCAGGUAAGCAAAGCUUGGAAAGUAUUGGCAGAAGACGAAGUGCUGUGGUACAAUGUCUGUCAGAGAGAGGGAUACCAUUUCGGAGCUAGCGUCUCCGACUCACCCUGUUGGAAAAGUAGUCUGCGGGAUUCACGGAACUCAGAUAAACUAGUAUGCUCUAACUGGAAGAAUCGAGUUGGAUCCAUCAGUCAGCUCCAGUAUGAGUUGGGCAAGAUCCUGUGUGAUGUCAGCUGCUGCAGUGGAUAUGUGUUUGCAGGGUACACCACAGGUGAUGUGCGCCUAUGGGACACCCAUCACUGGGAUUCAGGGGCGUCCUACCUUCGACCCAGCCACGCAAACACAGACGCUACCCCCAAACCACACGUCAGCCAUGUCCAAGUGAACAGGACAGUGGCGGCGGCUGCAUUUGAAGAUGGAUCAGUAGACGUAUGGAGUACGGAAAGCGGUCCGGAGCCCAUCCACACUCUGCAGCACCUCCAGAGGGUCCACGCCCUGGUCCUCAGUCCAGACCACCCCAGCCUGGCCACCGCCUCUGGGGCAGACGUGCGCUUGGACUGCCCUGACGAGAAGGGCUACUGGAGGACUCUCAGAGUCACCCAGCUGCCCAAGCCGGUGGACCACCUGUGUGUAGUGCCAGGUAGGCAUGCGUGUCCGGUGGCGGUGGCCUCGGCCAGUGAGAGCGUGUACAUAGUGGAGACGGGGCAGGGGCAGGAGGAGGAGAACAGGCUGCUCCACUCGGUCUACGGCCACCCCGUCACAUGCCUGGACGCCAGCCCCACGCAGGCAGCCAUGGGGGUCAAGAGCUGUGGAUGGGCCAUGAACGAUGGGGGCAAUAAGAUCCAGGUGUACAGUCUGGAGACGGGCAAGCUGGAGGCGUCUGUGGGCAGCUCGGCAGGAGACUUCACCUGCGUCAACCUCCGAGACGCACCCCCUCACCUGCUGGUGUGCGGCAACAAAGACAGAAGGGUGCGAGUGUUCGACCUGCGCAGUGGUGUGUCGGUGGCCUCUCUCUAUGCUCACCAUCUGGGGGUGACGGCGGUGAGGGCAGAUGAGUGGAAGGUGGUGAGCGGGGGAGGGGAGGGGCUGGUGUGUGUCUGGGAGAUGCGCAUGGCCACCAAGCUCUGGGAGAUGCACAACAGACACCCCGUGCGGCACAUAUGGUUUGACACGAGCACCCUGGUGACGGCCAACAUUCCUGACGAGAAGUCUCCCCGAGGGGCCUGCAUCACAGAUGAUGACCUCACUGCUCAUCGCAGGCAUCGAGGAGUCAUCAACCUGUAUGACUUCUCAGAAGACGCCUCAGUUCAGGAUCACGUGCUGCCCAUCUGUCGUUCCAACUACGUGGAGCCGUCCGGCUUCAACUACAACAUUGGCCUGGCCAUGCCCUACGACAUACUCAGUGGACCCACCAACACAUAACUAUUCCUGCUGGAUAGUAGACUGGAUAGACAGGAUUAUGAACUGGAUUUCUUCUAUCCACUCAUAGGUUUUUACAUUACCUGUAUAGAGACUUGUUUGUCGUUUUUGAUUGUUUUAUUUCUUAAGUUUCUAAUUUAAGGGUAUGAUUUUAAUGACAUCGGUUUAAUCUGUUUGCGGAUAUUGGGCUAUAAUUACAACAUUUCAGUAAUAUUGUGAUUUCUUCUUGAAGCACGGGUUGAGCUUUGUGUUCCGUCUAUUUCAUCAGUGGUGAACCAGAACAUUAUUAUAUGGUGAUGCAUAUAAUCAGGUUUUAUACUAGCAUACAAUAGCAAAUUUUCAGAAUCACUGUAAUGCCAUGAUACAAUUACAUGAUAAAAUGAUUUCCUGUCAGCUUCAUUAAACCUCAUAUUUGUUUUACCUCUGGUUGGAUACUUUCUAACUCUCCUACUUGCAUUGGAUUUUACAAGAGAAAGAAAACUAUAAUACCGGCAACUCAAGUAUGAACACUGGAGUGAGGCAUCCACAAAUUGGUUCGGUGUGGCAGUGAUGGUGUUGACUUGAGCGAGGUUACUGAGGGAUGUGAAAUGCGCACAUUGCUUGAAAUGUGUUCUGUAUUUCAGCACUGUGUGUAAUAAGGCCUUGUGUGGUUUAUAUGAUUGGCAGAGCUGCUAGCUCUCUGUGACCCUAAAAAGCCCAUGUGGUAGACAAGGGCCCUGCUGUCCAUGGUGCUGAAAGCAGCCUCUGACCGACCCCCAGCAGCACAACACCACCUGAAACGCCAUCCCCUGCCUGGAUAAUGCUCAUUAUAUCUUCUUUUCUUUUAAACAAUAAACUACAUAUUUUCAUCUGUCACAAAGCUAAGUUUGUUGGUAACUUUGUGUCUGCGAUAGAUGAAAAUGUUUAGUUUUAUUGUGGGCCACUGCCGUUACUCACUAGCUACCAGAAUGCAAGCUAAUGUAAUCUGCUAAUGCAAACCUGUGAUGGUUUUUAUACAUGAUGAAUAAAGAAAAUGUCUAAUUCCUCCCUCUGUUU